CGGACUCAGGUUGUCAAGCUCUUUCGAAGUGGUUCUUUGCAGGUUCCACCGUUCUUUCCACCGUUCUUUCCUGGUUCAGCCCUUUAGGCUCAUCUAGCUCGGACUGACGUUCGACUUGGAUUCGCCCCCCAAUCUCCACCGUCGUGGAUCAUGGAGUCUCAGGCUCAGGCGUGCGGAGUCUUGAAGUAUACGAAGAUCUGCCGACAUUGGCGAAGCGGUAGCUGCUUCCGCGGAUCCAGCUGCGACUUCGCACACUCUGACCUGGAAUUGCGCGAGGCUCCCAACUUGGUGAAGACGCAGCUUUGCUUCCGUUUCAACUCGAAGGGUCGGUGCAACAAGGGCUCCUUCUGCCGCUUCGCGCAUGGCCUGGACGAACUGCAGCAUGUUGCCGCGGCGCCCAACGGGCGUCUCAACGAGGAGCCGAUGAAGGUCCGCCUACCCGAGCUCCCUUUGCGGCCACCGCCGGGCUUGGAGCAUUUGAAGCCGUUGAGCCUUUUGGACUUGGAGACUUUGAGCUGCGUUUCCACCUCUGAGAGCACCCCCAGGGAAGAGCCAAGUGGCAAGGAGGCAGACAGGGCAGGAUGGGGUGGCUUGAGACUCGCAUUUCAUCUGCUCAGGGAACCCAAGUUAAAACGCUUCUGAACCUUAGUCAUACCUGCAGUACAUGGUACAUGGCAGACAUGGGUAGCCAAGGGUUUGGAAGGUUUGGUGAACCAUAGGCAGAUCUAAGCAGGCAUUGGAACCGUGACUGCGGGUCUCCCCCGGGGAGGUUCAGAGACAGGUCCGAUUUAUCCGAUAAUUUGUGUUUGGUUUUGUAUACACAUCACUUGAUUUAUCUCCCCAGGUUUUGACACCCCUUAGGGGCCUAGAUGGGCCGGGUCUCUUGGGUCUCCUGGGUCUGGGUGUCGUGCCCCAGCCACUGUGUUCCUUCCUGCUUCGGCCGACCGGUGCUCAAACCCCCAACCCUCAAAGACUGGCUGCCAUGCUGCUUGCAGCGUCGGCGGCUGGUGUGGGGCGAAAAAACUGAAUAAAAGGACACCUGCAACGACCCCAAUGGCCUCAUGGGUGUUGUUGAGUCAUUUACGCUGCCUUUUUGACUGCCUUGCGACAUGAGAGGUCGUCGUUUUUUAUCCGUGAGAGGUCGUUAUUCUUGGAACACCUCCGCGAGAAAGAACACCUUCGACGUUUCAGAAACCUUUCAUAGCACACACCCACAGCCCUGACACUCAAUAAAAGGGGUUGAAGAAUGCAUCGCCUGCAAACAUGUACUCAAAGGAUACACUAUACCCUCAUGAGGGGUCACUGUAAAGAAGACAAAGAAGGACCUUGCGAUGGGAUGUGACGGAAUGAGCGAACUUCAUUGGUCUUUCUUGGAAUGAACUCCCUGUCUAAGAGGACGCC
Molecule: messenger RNA, 1401 nt
Organism: Durusdinium trenchii
Lineage: Eukaryota; Dinophyceae; Suessiales; Symbiodiniaceae
Source: the annotation of a GenBank genome assembly